AUGCAGUAUCCGGGGGCCGAAUGCCCCUACCUGAGAGCCUGUGGGAGUAUGGCCCUCACCCCAGCAGUGAUCAAUCAGCUCAUCAACCAGUGUUCACGCCCAUCGCCCCUCACCGCCCCUGUGGGCCCAGGCCUAGGGCCUGUCUUCUUCCUCUGGGCCUUUGGGGUCCCACCCGCACCCCCAGCCACCAUCCAGGCUCAGAGGCAGCCCCUGUGUGACAUCCCCGUAGCGGCCCCCCGAAGGCGGGAACUGAGCCGCGCGAGGCCUGCCCGGAGCUCCCAGGCUGCCCCGGGGCUCUUCCCAGGGUUCCCCGCGGCCGCGACCCCGGAGCCCCACGGAGGCCGUUGCCACUACCCGGCAGCCCGCGGCGCUCGCCCACUGGGGCGCGCCCCCUUGGGCUUCCCGUGGUAUGGCUUCGCCUGGAGUGCUCAGGUCUUCACCGCCAGUAGUGCCCUGGACGUCCUGGUGAUAGUUUUGUACUUCCUGUUGGUCCUGGGCAUCACGCUGUGGGCUAUAUUGUCAAGCAGUCGUGGGACAGUAGAAGACUUCUUCCUGGCCGGCCGAAAUCUAGCAUGGUGGCAGAUAGGUGCUUUUCUUUUUGCCUCGAACAUUGGCACUGGGCACUUUAUGGGCCUGGCUGGAAAGGGGGUGUCUUCAGGGAUUGCUGUUGGGGCCUUCGAGUGGAAUGCUCCAUUUAUGCUCUGUGUUCUUGGUUGGGUAUUUUCUCCCAUUUCCAUUAAGGCUGGGAUGAUAACAUUGCCCAAAUAUUUAAGGAAGAGGUUUGGUGGCUACCGGAUCCAGCUCCUCCUCGCUAUUCUGUACUUAUUCCUUUAUAUCUUCAGUAAGAUCUCGGUGGAGAUCUGCACUGGCGCCAUGUUCAUGAGGCUGGUUUUGGGGUUGGAUGUUUACCUGGCCACCGUAGUCUUGCUGUCAGUUACUGGCAUUUAUGCCAUCACAGGUGGUUUUGCGGCUGCAGUUUAUACUGAUAUCUUACAUGCUGGCGUUGUGGUUCUGGGCUCAGUCUUGUUAAUGGGCUAUGCCUUUAAGGAGGUAGGAGGAUACCAGGAGCUACAGCAUAAGUACAUGGAUGCUAAGCCCACCCUCAUCCGUGAAGGAAACUGGACCGCCCAGCCGGAAUGCUUCAUUCCUCGUCUGGAUUCUUUCCAUAUCUUCCGAGAUGCCACUGGAGACAUCCCCUGGCCUGGAGUCAUCUUUGGCAUCUCCACCCUCUCCUUGUACUACUGGUGCACCGACCAGAUUUUUGUCCAGGGCUGCCUGGCAGGGAAGAACAUGUCUCAUGUGAAAGGCGGCUGUGUCUUGUGUGGGUACCUGAAGCUGCUGCCCAUGUUCAGCAUAGUGAUGCCGGGGAUGAUCAGCCGCGUCCUGUACACAGAUAGAGUGGCGUGUGUUGUGCCUUCAGAGUGUGAAAAGUCCUGUGGCGCCAGAACUGGCUGCAGCCCCCUCACCUACCCUGUGCUGGUGGUGGAGCUGCUGCCCAGUGGCGUUCGAGGCUUGAUGGUGUCCGCACUCUGGGCCUCUCUCAUGUCCUCCCUGACUUCUGUUUUCAGCGGUGCCAGUGCUGUGUUCACAAUGGACAUCUACACCCAGAUACGGCCGAUGGCCACUGAAAAGGAACUCAUGCUAACAGGAAAGUUUUUUGUUAUAAUCCUACUUGCUGUCUCCAUUGCAUGGGUCCCUGCUAUACAAAUGGCACACAGGGAACAACUAUUUGAAUACAUGCAAGCAGUUUUAAGUUACCUGACGCCGCCCAUUGCUGCCAUCUUCCUGCUUGCCAUAUUUUGCAAGAGAGUCACUGAGCAGGGUGCCUUCUGGGGGCUGACUGGUGGACUUCUGAUUGGCUUCUGCCGCAUGGUGUCCGAGUUUGCCUACGGGGCCUGGAGCUGCUCGACAAACAACAGGUGCCCUCGGAUCAUCUGCGGCGUGCACUACCUCUACUUUGCCGUCAUCCUCUUCACCAUCAGUCUUUUCACCGUCGUGGGGAUCUCCUUGUUCACAGACCCGAUUCCGGAUAAACAUCUACACCGCCUCUGUUGGAGUUUAUGGAACAGCCAAGAGGAAAGGGUCUAUCUGGACAAAGACACACAAAGGAAGAGCCCCGCACCGCAGGCACAGCCAGGGACAGAGGAACUGCCCGUUGGGGGCCACGUGUGCCAGGGGCUUGUUCUGGGGGCACCUCCCAGCUCCUCUUCUCCCUCGUCCACAAUCGAGGCCGGGAGCUGCCUCUGGAAGGCCUGGGACGUGUUCUGCGGCCUGGAGCCACUGCCAGGCCCCAGACUCGCCCUGGAAGAGGCAGUCGUGCAGAAGAUGGAGUGUGGUGACACGGAAGGGACACAGCACAGUGCCACGUCUGAAGGGACAGAGAAGCGUGACAUGCUGGAAGGAACAAAGCUCCGAGACAUGCCAGAGGUGUCCCACUGGAGAAAAGUGCCCGACGUCUGCGGGUUCCUCUUGGUAUCGCUCACAGUGCUCUGCCACUUCUACUUCUCCUAG
Molecule: messenger RNA, 2511 nt
Organism: Balaenoptera musculus (blue whale)
Lineage: Eukaryota; Metazoa; Chordata; Mammalia; Artiodactyla; Balaenopteridae
Product: sodium/glucose cotransporter 1-like
Biological process (GO): sodium ion transport; transmembrane transport
Cellular component (GO): plasma membrane
Molecular function (GO): D-glucose:sodium symporter activity
Source: RefSeq, a predicted model, not a curated record